AUGGCCGCCGCCGCCGCCCGCGCCGCGUCCUCCUGCCCCGCCAUCAAACCCGCCGCCGCCGCGCCUCUCCCUCUCGCUCUGUCUCUCGCCGGCGGCGGCGAGGAGGAGGAGGAGGAGGUGGAGGAGGAGGAAGAAGAAGAGGAGGAGGAGGAGGAGGUCGCCGACGCGGCCGCCAUGUUGAACGGAGCGGCGGCCACGGGAGGAGGCGGUAAGAGCUGCAGAGCCGAGGCCAAGAGCAGCGGCGCUCGGUCUCAGGCCUCGAAACAGCCGCGGGAGGAGGUGGAGGAGGAGGAGACGGAGCCCGAGGCCGAGCCCGAGGCCGAGCCCGAGAGCGCCCGAGAGGAGAGCGGGAGCCCGCAGGCCGACUCCCACAGGCCGGCCGGCCCGGCCCGCCACCAGCACCAGCACCAGCACGUCAGCCCGGCCCCGAGGAGCGGAGUCAGAGCCGCCGCCGCUCAGCAGCAGCCGCCGCCACAGCCACAGCCGCAGCCGCCGCCGCAGCAGCAGCAGAAACACCGGGAGGAAACGGCAGCUCCGGCCGCCGGGAACCGUCGGCAGAGUUUGGAGAACUCGUCGGAUGGGGAACCGCUCAGCCGCAUGGACUCCGAGGACAGUAUCAGCAGUACCUUAAUGGAUAUGGACAGUACUAUCUCUAGUGGACGCUCUACUCCUGCAUUGAUCAAUGGCCAUGGAAGCACCACUUCAUCAGGAAAGAAUAUUAUUUACAACUGCUGCUGGGAUCAAUGCCAGGCCAGCUUCAGCUCCAGUCCAGACUUGGCAGAUCACAUUCGUUCAAUACACGUGGAUGGACAGCGUGGAGGGGUAUUUGUCUGUCUCUGGAAAAGCUGCAAAGUGUACAAUACGCCAUCCACUAGUCAGAGUUGGCUGCAGAGACACAUGCUUACACACAGUGGAGACAAGCCGUUUAAGUGUGUGGUUGGCGGGUGCACUGCUAGCUUUGCAUCUCAAGGCGGGCUUGCUCGACAUGUACCGACACACUUCAGCCAACAAAAUUCUGCGAAAGUCUCCAGUCAGCCGAAGGUCAAGGAGGAGUCGCCUUCUAAAGCAGUUAUGAACAAACGGCGACGCCUAAAAAAUAAGCGGCGGCGCUCACUACCAAGACCACACGACUUUUUUGAUGCUCAAACAAUGGAUGCUAUAAGACAUCGGGCCAUCUGUUUUAAUCUUUCAACCCAUAUUGAAAGUCAUGGAAAUGGGCAUAGUGUUGUGUUUCAUAGCACAGUUAUAGCACGUAGAAGAGAGGAUUCUGGAAAAGUAAAAGUACUGCUUCACUGGAUGCCAGAAGAUAUUCUGCCUGAUGUGUGGGUGAAUGAAAAUGACAGAACUCAGCUGAAGACACAAACGGUACAUUUGUCAAAACUACCACAGGACACUGCAUUGCUUCUUGACCCAAAUAUAUACAGGACAAUGCCACAUAAAAGGCCGAAAAGGAGGUAAGGUCCAACCCAGGAACCAGAGUUGUCUCAAUUAUAGCCACUGUGAUUGGGAUACAAUAUUGCACAUUAGAAUCACUUUUUCCUCCCAGUCGUAGACAAUUAACUAUUUGUACUAAAAAAAAGACUGAGAAAAAGGAUCCAGACACUUCGAAUUUAACGCUCUCCCGUUUCUUUCUGGAUGGGAUGGUACAAUGGGAAAAAAAACUACAGGGACUGUAUGCGAUUUACAACGAGUUGAGCGUUAUGAGAAGCUUCGACCUUGGGACUUGUUUGCUUACUGCAUUUCCCUUCUCUUCCCUUUCUCCCUCUUCCAUCCCCGCCCUUCCCCUGGCCCAUAAUUUUCUAAAAUGAGGACGGGAAGUUUUUUUUUUGUUGAACUUAAUGGUCAUUAAUUUCUGAUAAACUGUAUUGAUUUUGUUUUCUUCGUGGUGCAUCAUGCCCUCCCGGUUUCAUUAGUUUUUUUGUAUUAAUAUUAAUUUUUACAGACAACUGUACAAUAUGUUCAUAAUUUUUUUGCAAUUAUGAACAAUAAAAAAUAAGUGUAAUAUGAAAAUAUGAUUUAAAACACUGAAAACUAUUACUUUCUGCUUCCAGUCUGGAUGUGAUGCUUGGGGCAAGACCUAGUAAAGUUUUAUUUCAAUGCACCAAAGCUUGCUGCAUAGAUGAUCUUAGAGAUGAGAUUAAUAACUGAUUGAAUCGUUUGGUAAUCUUCAUGCUUAAUAUGUACAUCACAUGAGAAAAAAAUAUUUUUACUUGUAGGAAGAUGGCAAAUAUCUAGAAUAUUCUGUAACAUCUUAGUCUUAUAUAGUUUCAGAAAGCAUAAAGGGUUGCGUUCAGAUAAUAGUAAAUUGCUUGUAAAUAUUUCUGCAGAUUUGUAAUAUAUUUUUAUACUUUAAAAUGUACUGUAGAUCUCAAUUUUGGUUUACUUUUUAGGAGCAUGAAAGUAAAUAAAAUUUUGAAAUGUAUAUAUUAUGGUAGGACAAAUAUUGAAGGAUGAUGUAAUUCAAUUGAGCUGCCAGAAUAACUGUUACAAAACAUAAGCACCUUUCCUAAUUUUAAAUAUGAAAUCUUUUGCAGUUCUCUGCGACUGCAAAAUAAAAAAAACUACUGCUAAUGUCUUAACGUAUUGUGCAGGAUAUGAACAGCAUGAUUUGGAUUGCGUUGUUAAACUGUACAGACGUUUGGUAGUUUUCCUGGGGAAAGACGGUCUUUUUAAAAAGCCUGCAAAACACUCUUUUUCGUACAGUUUUAAUUAAAAAAAAACCUUCAUGUAAUGUAUUCUUACUUGAGCACUUCAUCUGUAUCCACUGCUUCGUUCUUCGUCUAAAACAACUUGCUACUGCUUUUUGGCUACAUCUUUUUAUAAUAAAGUGACCAAAUGCAAAAAA
Molecule: messenger RNA, 2845 nt
Organism: Callorhinchus milii (elephant shark)
Lineage: Eukaryota; Metazoa; Chordata; Chondrichthyes; Chimaeriformes; Callorhinchidae
Gene: aebp2
Product: AE binding protein 2
Exons: 8
Coding region: 1-1458 (485 amino acids)
Biological process (GO): regulation of transcription by RNA polymerase II
Cellular component (GO): ESC/E(Z) complex
Source: RefSeq, a predicted model, not a curated record